AUGUGUUUCUCGUUGUUCGAUAAAAUAGGUCCUAUUUGGACGCCGCUGAGACGUGCUGGUCAUCAUCCAUCUGAAGUUGCCCACGCUGGACAGGUCUUGCAUCCAAAUGGAGUACUUACAUUUCAAUGCAUAUCACUGACAAACCACUUCAAUCACUCACACAAUAAUUGA
Molecule: messenger RNA, 171 nt
Organism: Paraglomus brasilianum
Lineage: Eukaryota; Fungi; Glomeromycota; Glomeromycetes; Paraglomerales; Paraglomeraceae
Source: the annotation of a GenBank genome assembly